AUGCUGCAUCAGACGGAUUCAGAGAUCAAGCCAUCGCGGUUUCUCAGCGCUACCGACGGUACAACAUCAGACGUCGUGACGCCAUCGGUGUGGUCAAUACUUCCAGACACAACGAAGGAUAUGCCAGCACCCACUGGUCUUGUCGCAAUCACAGAUCCCACAGCAGCAUUUACACAAAAUCCCUAUUAUAAUACUGGUUACGGUGCAGCUGGUUAUGGUGUUUAUGGUGGAACUACGGCCACUGCUUCGUACUAUCAACAGGUAGCAACCGGGCUUCGGGCUCAGAAUGCCUCAUUUCCCUAUGGAAUAAGUGCGGCAACGCCGUCAGCGUAUUACGGUAGUUCAUAUCCGACUACAUUCGACUACUCCGCUUACAAUCCACAAUACUAUAAUGGCAUGCGUGCCGGAUACUACGGUAAUGCACUUGCGGCCGGCGCCACGGCAUAUACGGGGUCGGCGCUUUCAUCGGACGCUUCAUCGGAACUCUCAGCGUUUUCACUGAAAUGUGACAAAAAAGGAGGGAAAACAGCAAAGAAAAAGAAGACUGGCUCGUGUUCUCCAAGCGACGCUCACUUUGCUAGGGUUUUCGUGUGGGAGCUGGAUGAUAUUUGCACCUUAUCUACAGCAUCCCUCAACAGUGUCGUCCACAAGGCUCCUCAGUAUUCACGAGCUGUUGCUUUGUUGCAAAACCUUGCCGCAAGGGUCGUCGCUCUGUCUUUCCCUGCCGAUCAACUUGAUGAAUCCGAACUGUGCAACGUUGAAGAUGCCGCAUUGGAAGAUAGCCUCAACGAUGGCGCUCUUGUUGAUGGACGGGGAGGCGUAGAGAUGAUGCGUCGCUUAGCCAGUAAAUAUCUCGCUCUUCGGCAGCUGUACCUUGAAUGCGCUCUCAAACCUGAAUCUCAGGGUUGCAAUUACACGUUGAUCGAGCGAUGUGGUAUGACGUCACAGAAAGAGGAAGUCAAUGAAGCAUCUCGACAAGUCGAGCUACUGUUUGGCAAUCGGACCGAGGCAGCCAAACGUUGUUUAGAGGUGGUCGCGCAAAGAACAGCGGUGUCAUCGGAAAAGUACGCGAACGUCGUCGUUUGUGCCGAACCGCUGGUGGCAGCUGUCGCUCAGCUGCUGUUGGCAGGACUUGCUCCAGCAGUACCCAUCGAAAACAUCUACAGUACUAGUAAAGCAGGAAGGGAGGCUGUACUGGAUCGGAUUCAGAACAGAUUUGGUAAAAAAUGUAGUUACGUGGUGAUCACCUCAAAUCCAGACACUAACAACGUGGCUCGAAAGGAGUCAAUCCCAGUAUGGCCAAUAGUCACGACGGAUGACUUCGAAAAAUUGUACACAGCGCAAUCAAACUACCUUCUCGGCAGCAUUUGA
Messenger RNA from Cylicocyclus nassatus, 1371 nucleotides. The record is from the annotation of a GenBank genome assembly. NCBI's taxonomy places the organism in Eukaryota, Metazoa, Nematoda, Chromadorea, Rhabditida, Strongylidae.